AUGUCUUUCAAAGUUCUCUCUCUGCUCCUCGCUUCUCUGGGCUUUGUUUUGAUGGAAGAGAAUGUCUCGGGUGUAAGUAUAAGGACUCCCAGUGCCAGACCAGUGCAAAGACGCUACUCUGAAGCCACCCUGGCAAGCGAUUACAGCCGCGCGAUGGAUAACAUGCUGAAGAGGAACUUUGUGGAGUGGUUGCUAGCCAGACGGGAGAAGAAAAGCGACAACACCAUCGAGCAUUACAAGAGGGAAGCUGAGCCCCAAGUCGCAGUUGCGAAUGGCCAGAGAUUGGACCUGGGCACCCAGGAAGCCAAAGACUUCUCUGCCUGGCUUCUGAAAGCCAAGAAAAACCAGAGUUUUACUUCUCUGGAAGGUUCAGAAGGUUUGAAGGAUGUUUUGAACCAGGAAUUUCUGACAUGGCUGAUGUCGACCGAUCUCUGCAGACCAGCGUGCCGACUUCUCUCAAAACUGGUGGGUACUUACUAUUAG
Molecule: messenger RNA, 483 nt
Organism: Opisthocomus hoazin
Lineage: Eukaryota; Metazoa; Chordata; Aves; Opisthocomiformes; Opisthocomidae
Gene: GIP
Product: gastric inhibitory polypeptide
Biological process (GO): response to starvation; response to glucose; regulation of insulin secretion
Cellular component (GO): extracellular region
Molecular function (GO): glucagon receptor binding; hormone activity
Source: RefSeq, a predicted model, not a curated record